UGUGGAUUUAAAAAUUCACCAUGGUGGUAACUUUGUGAAAAAACCUAGGCUAGAAUAUUUAAAUGGUAUGUACUUUGAUGAUAAUGUGCAAUUCAAGCUUGGUAUGAUUAGUUAUGCUGUACACACAAAGAGGGAUUUGUUUUGGAAAAAAAAUGGAUUAAAGUAUGUUAGGGUAGAAUGUCUUGGAAAGGGGUGCACUUUUCAUUUAAGUGCAGGUUGGGAAGAAAUAACAAGGUGUUUUCAAGUGAAAUCAAUGAUGUUGGACCAUAGAUGCAACACUGAAUUUACAUUAGGGAUAAUUAGUCAGAAGUGGGUGGAGUGGAAAUAUGAGGAAAAGGUUAGGCAAAAUCCUAGUAUUGGUUAUUCAGAGUUGAGUAGGGCCAUUAAAGAAGAGUUGAACAUCAAUGUCUCAGUGAGCAUGUGUAGAAGGGCAAUAAUUGGGAUCCUUAAGAAGUUGGAUAUAGGGUAUGAGAGUCAGUUCAAGAAGCUUAGAGAUUAUACUCAAGAGUGUCUAAAUUCUAAUCUCGGUUGUACCGUUAAGAUAAAAACUACAAGAACUGUUCCUACAUCACCCUUGGUAUUUGAGAGGAUUUAUGUAUGCUUUAAUGCCAUGAAAAAGGGAUUCUUAGCGGGGUGUAGGAAAUUUAUUGGACUAGAUGGAUGCUUCUUGAAAGGAAAAUUGAAGGGUGAAAUCCUCACAGUUGUUGGUAGGGAUGGGAAUAAUCAGAUGUACCCAAUUGCUUGGGCUGUUGUGGAGAUUGAAAAUAAUUCUUCAUGGAGAUGGUUUUUGGAGCUUCUAAAGGCUAACUUGGAGAUUGUGGACAAUAGUGAAUGGACACUAAUGAGUGAUCAACAAAAGGGAUUAUCCAAUGUGAUACAGAAUUUAUUCCCAGGAGUUCAGCAUAGAAAUUGUGCUAGGCAUGUAUAUGCCAAUUGGAGUAAAAGCUACAGAGGGAAAGUGUUGAAAGGUCAUUUCUGGCAGAUUGCCAAGACACCAAAUGAAGCACAGGUUGCUGAAAAUUUGAGGGCUUUAGAGAAGAUUGAUGCUGUUGCUCGCUUUGGACUUGACAAAUAUCCAAUUCAAAACUGGUGCAAGGCUUACUUCAAAGAAGAUGUCAAGUGUGAUAUGGUAGAUAAUAAUCUAAGUGAGGCAUUCAACAGAACUUUGUUGAGUGCAAGAUCAAAGUUUAUUAUUCCAUUGCUUGAGGACAUACGGGUAGCAACAAUGAAGAGGGUAGCAAAGAAAAAAUCAAUGGCUGAAAAUUGGAGAGGAAAUUACGGGUCAUUGGUGAUGAAGAAACUCAAUGAAAGCAUACUUGGGAGUGCAGGUUGGGAUGUGGCAUUCAAUGGAGCUGAGGGGUAUGAAAUCAAAAAGGGUAUAUUUCAGUUCAAGGUAAAUUUGCAGUUGAUGACUUGUUCUUGUAGGCUUUGGCAAUUGAGUGGUAUUCCAUGCCGUCAUGGCAUUUGUGCAAUAUUCCACAAAGGACAUCAACCUGAAGAUUACAUACAUGAAUGCUAUAGCAAGGAGCUUUACUUGAAGACUUAUGAGCAUGUAAUCCAGCCGGUUAAUGGAGAAAUGUCUUGGCCAAAGACUCAAGGUAAUGAGAUACAUGCUCCUGUUCCAAAGAAGAUGACUGGUAGGCCAAGAAAGAAGAGAAAACUUGAAGAUAAUGAAAAACAAAAGCAGAAAAUCAGUUCAGAGGUUAGGAAAUUGUCAAGAAAAGGAAGAAUUAUGACAUGUCAAUUAUGCAAGGGAAAGGGACAUAAUAAACGAUUUUGUCCUACACUCUCAAGCCAACAAGCUGAAUCUUCCAGUACUUCUGCUAUUAUGGGAAGAGGAAAAGGACCUAUUGCUGCAAGGGGUAGAGGUAGAGGUAGAGGGAGAGGAAGAGGGGCAUGCUUGUCGCAGGAUAACUUAGUUGGAGCUUCAGAUGACGACAAUGAUGUUUUUGGUGUUUUUGUAGAUUACUACCUAGUGUUUUGUGGAUGUUUUGGUGCUGUUUUGGUUAUGCUUUGGAGAUAUUUUGCAACUGUUUUGGUCAUGUUUUGGUGCUAUAUUGGUGUUGUUUUGGUUAGGUUUUGGAGAUAUUUUGCAGCUGUUUUGGUCUUGUUUUGGAGGUAUUUUGGUGCUGUUUUGGUCAGAUUUAUAAACUUGCUACGACCAGCCGUCUUCGGCUAUGGCGCGGCUAGCGGGCCUGGUGUGCCCUAUAGUGUGGUGACGACGCCCCCACUUGGAGGGGGGCGUAGUGUCGAAGGUGUGUAUGUAGAUGGUCAUGGGGGAAGCAUGCUAGUACAAACGUGGGGAUUGUACAGUCGUACAGUCACGUAG
This is a messenger RNA of Ipomoea triloba (trilobed morning glory), 2329 nucleotides long. RefSeq lists its product as uncharacterized. The transcript has 6 exons. The record is from RefSeq and is a predicted model, not a curated record. Lineage: Eukaryota; Viridiplantae; Streptophyta; Magnoliopsida; Solanales; Convolvulaceae. Gene Ontology annotation, molecular function: zinc ion binding. Bases 68 to 2329 code for a protein of 753 amino acids.